UGAAAAAAUGAUUUGUUGGAAUUUCCUAUUUCUACAACUUAUCUUGUUAUUCACCAUUGUAUCAUCUGAAUCGAUUGUUGAAAAUGAAGAUCAACUCGAAGAAUUCUUGAAAUCGUCAAAAAUGUCUCGAGAAUCAAAGCAAAUGCUCAGAGAGUAUCAAAAGGAAGGAGCUCUUCAAUUUCCUCUGGAUCCAUUCAACUUUCUAGCUCAACUUCAAUCAAUGUUUUCUCAACUUCCGAAUAUCUUCUCUUCAGUUUUCAAAUUUCCAUUCUUUUUCAGUCCAGCUGAUACUCGAAUAAGUGUAGAUAAAUCACAUAAAGAUGAAGACUAUUAAUUAACAAA
This is a messenger RNA of Caenorhabditis elegans, 342 nucleotides long. RefSeq lists its product as uncharacterized. Bases 8 to 334 code for a protein of 108 amino acids. Lineage: Eukaryota; Metazoa; Nematoda; Chromadorea; Rhabditida; Rhabditidae. The record is from RefSeq and is marked reviewed. The transcript has 3 exons.